This is a messenger RNA of Vicia villosa (hairy vetch), 2454 nucleotides long. RefSeq names its product putative glycerol-3-phosphate transporter 4. Bases 376 to 1893 code for a protein of 505 amino acids. The record is from RefSeq and is a predicted model, not a curated record. Gene Ontology annotation, cellular component: membrane. Lineage: Eukaryota; Viridiplantae; Streptophyta; Magnoliopsida; Fabales; Fabaceae. Gene Ontology annotation, molecular function: transmembrane transporter activity. Gene Ontology annotation, biological process: transmembrane transport; phosphate ion homeostasis. The transcript has 3 exons.
GGAACAUUCGCAUCUGUUACAUUAUCAUGAUUUAAAAAAAUGGAAUAUUCGCAUCGAACCGCAUUUGUAGAAAGCGUGAAUAUUUUUAAUUCAAAACAUGCGAGGUGUCUCCGUCGUAGAGAACGGUGAAAGACGGCCGAGUAAUUCCUCACCAUCCGUCACAAAAUCCACGUGCAACACCAUUAACUAACCACUUGUUACCCACUUUCCUCCUCUCUCUCCCUCACACUUUCUCUCUCCCGCCAUUCUCGCUCUCCCUCUCUCUCCUAAUCUAUCUUCCCAUUUCUCUCUCCCCCUAAAAGCUUUCAAGUUUCUGCUACAUUUCUUCUGCAUGCACCUGCGUGCUUAUUCAACCAAUCAAAUUCAAAAUCACCAAUGUCAAGAGGACCUCCACCAGGAAUAAAGCUGUUCAGAGGCAAAGAAUGGAGUCUUCAAACCUACCGUUACAUCGUCUUACUCAUAACGUUCAUCGCCUACGUUUGUUACCACGCUUCACGAAAACCAACGGGAAUCGUCAAGAGUGUUCUGUGUCCAGACGCGAAUAAAAGAACCAAAUAUUCAGGGUGGGCACCGUUUAACGGACCUAACGGUGUUUCGAAAUUGGGUGAAAUUGAUUUAGCGUUCUUAGCUUGUUAUUCUUUGGGUAUGUAUGUUGCGGGACAUUUAGGUGAUUCUCUUGAUCUUCGGUUGUUUUUGACGAUGGGAAUGAUUGGAAGUGGGAUUUUUGUUGGUGUUUUUGGGAUGGGUUAUUUCAUGAAUGUUCAUGAGUUUUGGUUUUAUUUGGUGAUGCAAAUGAUUGCGGGGUUGUUUCAAGCGACGGGUUGGCCUUCUGUUGUGGCGGUUAUUGGGAACUGGUUUGGGAAGAGGAAGAGGGGGUUGAUAAUGGGGGUUUGGAAUGCGCAUACUUCGGUGGGGAAUAUUAGUGGUUCGCUUCUUGCUGCUAGUGUUUUGGAUUAUGGGUGGGGUUGGUCUUUUGUUUUGCUUGGUUUGUUGAUUAUGUUUGGUGGGGUUGUUGUGUUUUUGUUCUUGCCGGCGUAUCCGGAAGAUGUUGGGUUUUGUUAUAUUCAUGGGGAUGAAGAGGAGCAGAGGGUUAAAACUGUUGGUGCUGGUGGUGGUGUGGUUGAAGGGGAGAGGGAGAGGGAGAAUCAAAGGUCUGUUGAUGGGAGAGAUGGGAGCGGUGGCAGAGGGAGAAGUAUUGGACUUUAUGAAGCUUGUAUGAUACCUGGUGUUAUUACUUUUGCUAUGUGUCUUUUCUUUGCUAAGCUUGUUGCUUAUACAUUUCUCUAUUGGUUGCCCUUUUACUUGACUCAGACAGAAAUCGGUGGGAAGUAUAUGUCUGUAAAAUCUGCUGGAAACCUUUCAACCUUAUUUGAUGUGGGGGGUAUUUUUGGGGGAAUACUUGCUGGUUACAUGUCUGAUAAACUAAGUGCUCGUGCUAUAACCGCAGCCAGCUUCAUGUAUUUAGCAAUUCCUGCUAUGCUUUUAUACCGAACCUAUGGAAGUGUUUCUAUGCAUGCCAACAUUGGAUUUAUGAUGGUAACUGGAUUAUUGGUAAAUGGGCCCUAUUCACUUAUCACUACUGCUGUCUCUGCUGACUUGGGUACACAUAAAUCUCUCAAAGGCGAUUCUCGUGCUCUGGCCACGGUGACUGCAAUCAUAGAUGGUACUGGGUCGGUUGGUGCAGCUAUUGGCCCUCUUCUUACCGGGUUCUUGUCAACAAGGGGAUGGGAUGAAGUUUUCAUGAUGCUAGUUCUGGGUGCAUUUGUUUCUGGCCUUCUUCUGUCGCCUUUGAUCUUAGCCGAAAUCAGAGAGAAAACCGGCAAAACUAGGCCCAAUGGACAACAAAAUCCUAGAGACGCCGCAUCUCAACCACUUCUGCAAGAAGAAAGGUGACACUGAUCAACCACUUCUGCAAGAAGAAUGGGGACACUGAUCGGUACAUCAUGAAUCGUCAAACUAUAGUGCCUGGUAAUUGGGUUGUCUUGUACUUAUAUGAGUUUAGCUUGCUGCAGCCACUUCAUUGUUUAUAUUUCCAUGUCUCUGCCGAUAAGUAAGUCAAGAAGUAGAUUCACUGAGUUAGUUGGUACUUGGUAUGUAGUAUAUUCUAGAAGGUUCAAGAGGGAUUCAUCAUUCAUUGUUGGGGAUUGAGCUGGCAUGUAGAGGCUGUUUUCUUCUUGUGUCACACUCACAUUCAAAGAGGCUUUGUUUUCAAUUUUGUCUGCAGCAGCAGGUUAGGAUAUACAACCAAGUUUCUUUCUUGAUCAUAAUCCAAAUCCUUUCCACUUAUCUCAAAUCUUGUUGAGAUUUAGAAGAAAAAUGUUUCUCAAUUAGAAUUGUAUAUGCAAAUAAUUAGAUAGUUUUCGGUGUAUGUUUUUGUACUUUUGUUGUGUUGAUUAAUCCUGUUCAUUGUUUGAGUUGUGGUUAGACAGUCAUAAAUUAUGUUUUUAUAUGAAA